CACGGUUCAAGCUUUGUUUGGAAAGAGACGACCAAAACAGUGCAGUAAACGAGUCUGACCCCGAUGCGUCACGGCCGACUCUGUUUCUGACAGUUUCACAAUCUAAUGUAGUAUACUUUUGUACAAAAGUGUUUUAACAUAGUACGAUCAAGAUGACAGUGACUUCGUUUUUAUCAACAAGUAGGUAGCGAAUACCGAUCAUGACCGAAGUGUCGGCUUGUUUGGGUGCAAAGCAGCAGCGGAUGGCUAGCGAUAGACGGGUCGCACACACGGAGCCCUCACACCCUGCUCUCACCUGUGGCUUUACGGAGCAGUUUUAAUCUCUAUACGCGAUGGAAAGCGUUGGAAAGUACGAGUUCAGCAGGAAGGACUUGAUAGGACACGGCGCUUUUGCUGUGGUGUUCAAAGGAAGACACAAACAGAAACAUGAUUUUGAAGUGGCGGUGAAAUGCAUCAACAAGAAAAACCUCGCCAAAUCACAGUCGCUCCUAGGAAAAGAAAUCAGGAUAUUAAAGGAGCUGAAACAUGAGAACAUUGUCAGCUUACUGGACUUUCAGGAGAUAUUGGGAUGUGUCUAUCUUGUCAUGGAGUACUGCAAUGGAGGAGACCUAGCCGAGUAUUUACACUGUAAGUACACUAGCCUCAUUUCAGCAAGUACUCCUCAGGAACUGCGGCAGUUCUAUGAAAGACACCGGAGCCUGAGUCCCAGUAUUCCACGGGAAACCUCCAGUCACCUCAGGCACCUUCUACUUGGGUUGCUGCAGAGGAUCCAUGGGGAACGCAUGGACUUUGAUGAAUUUUUCCAUCAUCCUUUCCUGGAGGCCAGUACAUCCAUGAAGAAAUCUUCUCCAGUGCCCAUGCCCACCUAUCCCAGCUCUACCUCUGGGAGCUCCAGCAGUGGUUCUUCAACCUCUCGCCUCACUCCUACUCGGUCUGAAACUGAAGCUCCAAGGCCCCUCCCUCAAACGAACCCCACACCAUCUCCAGGUUCCCUGCUCAAAGACUCAUCUUCCUCAGAGUCUGAUGACUUCAUAAUGGUGCCAGCUCAGUUCACCAGUGAACUAGUGAGUGCAGGAGGGCAGGAGUGUCUGAUGCGCAGCGGAAGCUCAGUGCCAGGUGUGGGUCGGACACCAUCAUCCUCCCCAUCUGUCAGAGCCUCUCCAAGCCCUUCCAGGCCUCUGGAGUCAUGUGUCAGUAGUUACGCUCAGUCUGUGCCUGUUCCAGUGCCGACGCAAAAACUCAACUACCAGAGGAUGGAGCAGAACCUACAAGUGUCUGACAGAACAGCAGCACCUGUACAACACGUGCCAACAUGUGGGAGAACCGGGUAUCUACCAUCCCCACAGGUGGGAAAUGUUCCUGAAACACCCAAUCAGCCUGAACCUGUUGGCAGUAGGACAGGGUUGCAUGCUGCAGAUGUGUGUAAACAGCCUGGUCAGGUCUCUCCUCUCUUCACUGAUAUCACAGCCAUGGACAAAAACCAAACCCACAGACUCAGGGGUCAUCGACACAAUCCAGAAUCCGUCGUGCACAGAACUCCAAGUACAGUGCUGGUUCAGAGAGGCCUGAUCACCCGAAACAAAACCAUGUCUGACCUAAAAGAUCUGGCACUGUACCCGGCUACAGGGCCCCGUGUGCCACUUCUCAGGCCAGCGGAAAGAAGGGACACAGUCAAAAGGUCAUUAAGUACCGGCCGUCUCUCAGAUAAGCUGCUGAAGGCUGUGUUUGGACAUCAGUUUGACAGGGGCAGCUGUGAGAGCUUAAAUUCAGAGAAACCCAUGGACACAACAGCACCCCCUGGAGGCAGUGAUGGCACAGAGCAGGGCUCAGGCAGUCCUGCUGGAGUUGUGUUCAUUCUGGGCUCUCCUGAAUAUGGACACACACCUCCUCAUGCCACUCGACCUAGACGCUUCUCAGUGGGCACUCUCAGCCCAACAAGCCCUGGCUGGACCUACGGUCAUGUGCACGAGGCUUACAGCUCGCCUGACAGUCUGCGCUAUGGUUACACAGAUGCCAUGGCAACAAACCUAUGCGAGGGUGUGGCCUUUGUGCCACCUGAACUGCCAGAGGAGACACUUAUGGAGGAGGGGCAUACGGACUUGCUGAGCCAACUGCGCUUCAUUUUAGCCUUUUCCCACUGCAUCACAGAGAUCGCUAGAACAAAGGACAGUGGGAUUGAAAGGAAUAUGGCAGUUGAUGCUUCAUUCUUAGAGCAGAGUGUGGUGGCCGACCAGGUCAGCCUGCUGAGCCAUGAGUGGAGCUCUGCAGAGCAGCUGGUCCUCUAUAUGAAGUGUGCUGAGCUGCUGUCCUCUGUGCUUCACACAGCGAUGGCUGGGAUCAAAGAAGGCAAACUCUUCCCAUCAGGAUCUGUUAAACAAGUAGUACAUAAGCUGAACGAGUUGUAUAAGAAGAGUGUGAACUCCUGCCGUUCUCUCACUGAGAAACUCCAGCUCUUCAUCAGCAGUAAACAAAGAUUGAUGGACCGCAUCAACAGCAUUACCGCUGAGAGACUCAUCUACACACACACCAUUCAGAUGGUACAGACGGCAGCACUGGAUGAGAUGUUUCAUCACGGAGAAACCUCUGUAGAGCGAUACCAUAAGGCCUUACUGCUGAUGGAGGGCCUGUCCUUAAUUAUUACAGAGACUGCAGAUCUAAACAGUAUCAACAAAUGUAGACAGUGUAUUGAGCGGCGGCUCUCCUCCCUCCAGCCCAAAGGAUGUGUGUGAUGAAACCAACAACAACUACAUCUCAUUUCAUCCCAGUUGCCUUUUGAAAUUCUGUAAAAGGAAAAACUCAUACUCGCUCAUUAAAAAUGUGAUACUUGGCUUCCAAAGCCAGAAAAAAGGUGAGAAAAGAUGUUUUCAUAAUAGACAAAGAUGAAAUCUCUAUUGAUAUAUGUGUAUAAACAGAAGCAACAUCUAUGAAUUAAACAUCUAUUUUGUUCACUGUCAAAGAAUAUUGAGUGAAACAGAAUCAAGAUGGCAUCAUUGGUUGAAUAGAUGUCUUGUUUAAAUGCUUUGACCUCUGAAUCUACACCAAUGCAUGAUGGAACUUAAUAAGAGAUUAAUUUAAUCUUAGUACUACAAUGUUAAAGCCAGUGUUGGAGUCUGAAUGAGUAACAGCUUGGAUGCGUUUCAUUCAGUCGUACCAAAACAUGCCCGUAGCAUUAGUCUUAUGAAGUUACAUGGAAUGAUCCUGCUUUUGAUGGACUUAUUCUGCAUGUUUUUUGCAUGGUUCUGAGGAAAUUAUAGUUAUCGGCUGUAUCUGAAGGGAAUUCAAAAUAAUGAAUAAUAAUUCAACUUCUGUAGCAACCAAACCGUUGUUGAAAUAGCAGUUGGCGGUGGAUGUGUAGUAUUCAGUGUUACAUCUGUAUGACUCUAAUGUGGCAAUUGACCAAAAUUGUGGCAAACCUUUGUUGACCUAUUGAUAUAGACUGUCAGUUUCAUAUGUUGUCAUAUGAAGAUGGGAAAAAAUACUUGAGAUUUGAAUUAUAUGAACUAUCAUACUGUUAGUCAUACAGUGGUGUGAAAAGGUUUUUGCCCCCUUCCUGUUUUUAUUUUUAUUUUUGCAUAUUUG
This is a messenger RNA of Sinocyclocheilus grahami, 3579 nucleotides long. Its product is annotated as serine/threonine-protein kinase ULK1-like. The record is from RefSeq and is a predicted model, not a curated record. Gene Ontology annotation, biological process: protein phosphorylation. The transcript has 25 exons. Gene Ontology annotation, molecular function: protein serine/threonine kinase activity; ATP binding. Bases 333 to 2729 code for a protein of 798 amino acids. NCBI's taxonomy places the organism in Eukaryota, Metazoa, Chordata, Actinopteri, Cypriniformes, Cyprinidae.